Molecule: messenger RNA, 2119 nt
Organism: Mercurialis annua (annual mercury)
Lineage: Eukaryota; Viridiplantae; Streptophyta; Magnoliopsida; Malpighiales; Euphorbiaceae
Exons: 2
Coding region: 55-1614 (519 amino acids)
Source: RefSeq, a predicted model, not a curated record
ACCCACGAGUGUCUUCGAAUCGCCGUUGCCCUCGCCGAAGGCCAUCCAUUGAACAUGGGCGAAUUCAUCCUUGGACACCUCUACCGAUGCAUGCAUACCAUGAUAAAAAAUGGCAAAGUCAAGGCACACCGAUGUUCCAGUGGGCCGAUGUGGAUGAUCCAAGCAUGGCUGUUUAUGUACUUCCCAGAUAUCGUCACACUUCCAGAACGAUCUUCAGACAUAUGUUUUGGAUACACCAUCUUUCAAGGGGUCGCCACCUUACCUCAUCUCAAAGAUGUCAUCGCCUACUUUUUGGACACACGUGAAUCGCCUAACACUUGGUGCCCGAUACUUAGCUGGCGAUUCCCACCCAAAUGGCUUACCUACGGUUGGGAAAUAACUGACGACGAUGACAUUGAUGAAGACACCUACUCCCAAUGGUGGGGAAACUGGUGCAACGCCCUAACAAGCCGCAACCUGAUGAUCGGCAAUAACUUCAAACACAGCGGGUCCGAAGCUUACUGUCCGAACUACCUGUCAAGGCAAUUCGGCUAUACCCAAGCGAUUCCAUGCCCGUUCUUAAUAGACAGAAACGAACAAGGGCUUACUCGCUCGGCCUUACCAACUCCUAGAUAUGUUGGGUACCUCGGCCAACUGCAUGAAGCCUACUUACCUUCCCCAGACGAAUUACCAAUUCCUGACGGGAACCCUUCUUCAACAAAUGAGUUCGAGGAGUGGUGGGAGAUAGUAAUCGGGAUCAACUUUGGAUUAUCGGCAGACGAAAUACUUAAACUGAAUAUUUUUCAACUUCCUGAAACGAAGCGAAAACGUACUCACGCCGAUGUUUUUCUUUUACAGGUGCCGCAGCAGAAGAAGAGGAAAGGUAAUUACGAGCAUCACCUUGAAAUCGUUAAAUUUGAGCGCUUUUACAAAUUCAAGUAUGACCCCACAAAUCGCCCUCUUUUAAGCUUAAAAAUGGAAAACCAUAGAAGAGAAGCGUGGCGAAAAUAUGUCCUUAAAUGGCGGAAAGUGUGGGAGAAAAAAUAUCCGCAUCGCCCUUACCCAAUUUUCCAAAAACAUAUUCGCCCAUCUUUUCUUUAUAAAGCACCCUUAGUACCAAAUUCUGAAAUUAUGUUAGCGAAUAAGUGGCCGAAGUCUCGUCCUAACAAGGUGACAUUUACUGGUUAUUUUGUGCCAGGUGAUUGCAAAGACAUCGCCGCCCUUGUCAAGGAACUGAAAGUGCCUGCUGAGGUAGAAGCCGAGAUUGAAGGAGCGAUUCCUUCUGAAGACGAGGAAGACGAACAACCUCUGAAGAGGAAAAGAACUGGGAAAUCGCCAGCAGUACUGCAAACUGGUAGGAAACCGAAGCCACAACCAAAAAAGGCGAAAUCGGUUGUCGUUCCGCUGAUUAUCAUACCGGAGGCGAUUCCCUUGAAACCACAAGGAAAAGAACCCUCAAAGAAAAGCAGCAGCACCAGGAUAUCCAUAAAGAUGAGCGGGGGCUCGGUGGAUCGCCCAACUGCGGUUGAAUCGCCUGCUUCGGUGACUGCUGCCGCGACAGUUUUGGUUCCUGGCCCUUCGAGUCUGAAGCCAAACAUCUCGCGCACCGAAGCUUUAAAGGUACAUCCCUUAUAAUCUUCAUUUAUCGCUCAUGACCCCGUAAUCUAACUCGUACCUUUCUUGCAGACUAAACUCCUCGCCUUUGACUCCGAUACGGAGAGCGACGAAGAGGGCUCCACCGAAAGUUCUUCCAACUCCGAGCCAGAAGCUGGUGACUCGGCAAAUGACGUGGAGCUCCAUCUGAAUACCAUGGCAGCUAUGAAAACCAAAGGGAUCCAGGUGCUGGGCGAUCCUGACGAAGCUGAAUGCAUGAAAACAUCGCUGGAAGCCCUUCUUGCUGUGAAAGAUGUGAACAAGGUCCCUGAAUCAGCCAGGACGACAAUCGCCAGGGUGGUGAAAGAGCUGCCGAACUUGACGAAGCUUUAUAAAGAAGCCGCCCCUGCCAGAGCUUCAUAUGAGAAAUCGCUGGAGACCAAGCGCAAGCUUGACGAUGAGUUUGGCUCUCUGAGGUCGAAUGCUAAGAAAACAUCUGACAAACUCGCCCCUCACACCACAAAAAUGGAUGAACUAAGAUCCAAAA